Messenger RNA from Dermacentor silvarum, 12083 nucleotides. Its product is annotated as AT-rich interactive domain-containing protein 4B-like. The transcript has 21 exons. NCBI's taxonomy places the organism in Eukaryota, Metazoa, Arthropoda, Arachnida, Ixodida, Ixodidae. Gene Ontology annotation, cellular component: nucleus. The record is from RefSeq and is a predicted model, not a curated record. Gene Ontology annotation, biological process: regulation of transcription by RNA polymerase II. Gene Ontology annotation, molecular function: transcription cis-regulatory region binding. The coding region runs from base 306 to 6275 and encodes 1989 amino acids.
UCGCCGUCAGCGCUCGGCGCGCCUACCCAAAACGCACGCACGCACGGAGCGGCGGCCACACAAACACACACCCGUGCGGCCGGGAUGGUCACGUGACCCCAAGCGGGCCAAUCGCGAAUAAGGCCAUGGUGACAAGUUGUUGAUGCGAGCGAGCGGUGCUUCUCCCGAUGCUACGAGCAGCCGUGUGUUGCGGUGCGGGAAUAUUUGGAGAUAACUUGUAAAAUUUUCGCCGCUUACGAGCUCAACUCGGACCAGGGCCCGAUCCGGCGGGCGUCGUCGACGCCCGCGAGCGUGACAAGUCGGAAAUGGCUUCAUCAGAUGAGCCUUUAUACCUGACGGUGGGGACGGAUGUGAGUGCAAAGUACCGUGGUGCCUUUUGCGAGGCGAAAAUCAAAAAAGUGAACCGCAUGGUCAAAUGCCGGGUUACUUUCAAGAACAGCCUCGGCACUCACGUCAUCCCCGACGAGCACAUCAAGGGAAACACCUUGCGGGUUGGUGCCCAUGUGGAGGCCAAACACCCAGACAGGAACCAGUACUUUGAGGCUGUCAUUGGAAAACUCCUGGACUACAGCCAGUACACUGUUGUGUUUGACGAUGGAGACGAGACGACGCUGCGUCGAACUUCUUUGUGUCUCAAGAGUGGCCGGCACUUUGCAGAAAGCGAGACUUUGGACCAGCUUCCCCUCACCAACCCCGAGCACUUCGGCACGCCGGUCAUGGGCUCCAAGCUCAAGCGGAAGCGACGAUCGAUGCUGUCUAUUGCUACUAUGGAAGAAGACAGUAGCGACGAAGAGUCUGCCCCCACCCCUCCACCGGCCCCAACGCCGCCACGGCGGGCCACGCCCACUUCGGGGUCGAGGGGAAGCAGCGCCUCAGCGGGAGGGGGUUCGAGGGCCAGCACCCCAUCCUCGGAGUGGCGCAUCGGCCGAGUGGCCAUCCUGGAGACUGGCGACAAGCGCAAGCGGGACUCGUGGGCACCGGUGCUCGUCGUGAACCCGACUGGGGCGACUGGGCAAGGCAUCAGCACCCCUCUGCCUCGGGACGACGUCGUCAUCCGGUCAUUCAGGGAUGCCAAGUUUUUACAGGUGAACAAGCGAGAUCUGCGCGAGUUCUCGCGAGACGACGCCACCUCACGGGCCGAGACCAAUCCCCUGCGCCUGGCCGUGGACCGGGCGCUCACUUUUCUCGACCGAGGCGAACUGCCCACAGGUUGGCAGGGGAGCGCGCUGCUCCUUUCCAGCGGCUCCGCUGUUCCGUCGACUCCGCCGACUCCUUCCCGGGCCAGCGCAGGAUCAGCGUCGUCGCCCGCUCCUGCGGCGAACGAUGCGGGCAGCGGCAGCACCUCGGCCUCCACGGCCGACGACGAUGGCCACGACUCGCAGUCGGAUGUGUCCGAUGACGAACCUAGUGAGGAGAAAGACCGGUUCGUGGCGCAGCUGUACAAGUUCAUGGACGAACGUGGGACGCCCAUCAACAAGGGCCCCGCAAUGGCUGGCCGCGACCUGAACCUGUACCGGCUGUUCCGGGUGGUGAGUAAGCUGGGCGGAUGCAACCGGGUCACCAACCACAACCAGUGGAAGACGGUCUACACCCGACUCGGACUGCCUUCCCCCGCCAACCAGUCCAACGCACACCUGCUCCGAGCUGCCUACAAGAAGUACCUGCAGAGCUUUGAAGACUUCUACCGAAAGCUCGGUUGCACAAUGGUGUCGAACCCGCGGUCGGGAAGGGUGCGUCACCGGUCGGACCGCAUCAUGACCCGCAACCAGGACCGGGGACUGGCCCUCUUUGCUCGCAAGGACAAAGAGCAGAAGAAGAAGGAAGAGAAAGCCAAAGAGGAAGACAAGGACAAGGAAAAAGAGGACGACAAGAAGGCCAAGGACAAGUCUGCAGCAGCAGCGGCCGCAACUCCCCCUGUUGUGGUCAAAGAGGAGCCGCCUCCAGAAAAGCCGAGACCAUCGCGAACGUCCAGGGUCAAGCAGGACGAAGAGAGCAGCAGUGGUGGUAAUGGUACAGCGUCGGCCCUAUCUCCAGCUUCGGCUGCCAAGCCAACUGCUGCGGCUGUGGCUGCAGCUGCGGCAGCAGCAGCAGCAGCAGCAGCAGCAGUAGUGGCAGCAGCCACUGUGAGCCAGGAUGACACUAAGGUCCGAACAAGGGAAGAUGCCCGCCGUGAGAAGCAUGACAGCCCAGAAAAGCGGGAGGCCAAGUCAUCGUCCGUGCCUCCGCCGUCGCAACGCAAGAGUGAGAGUGUCGAGAGCGCCGACACCGACUCCGCGAAGGAGCCAGCAGCAGCGGCGGUGGCAGCAACUGCAUCAACGCCGACCCCGGCAGAAAAGUCGCGAGCCUCCAAGUCCAAAGACGCAGAGACUACUACUCCUACAACCACGCCGAAGCGGCAGGUAUGGGCUUUCGCUGAAGCUAGACGGGCAUUUGCUCUUCGUCCUUAUUUCACUUGCACUGCCUUAUGGUUAUCAUUGUUAUCGUUGAAUUCUGUCAAUCGUAGCGCCUCUUAUUUUUCAGCCCAAAAGAACAAGACAGAAGAGCCGGUUGAAAAGGAAAAGGUUGAAGACAAGACAAGCAGUUCAGCGGCCGCCACAGUUGAGCCAGAAACAAAGCCAGAGCCGCUUCCCCGGCCAGAGAGUGGGGAGCCGACGCGCAGGUGCUCCCUGGACAUGAGCAUUGACGUGGGCGACCGGGUCAAGGUCAAGUACGGGCGCGGCCGGCAGCUCAAGAUCUACGAGGCGAAAGUGCUACGUAUCGAGGAAGAGUGUAGCGAGAAGAAGUUCUACGUCCACUACACGGGCUGGAACAUGCGGUACGACGAGUGGGUCAGGAAAAACCGCAUUGUAGAGAAUGUCACGGAUAAAACAUCGAGAAGGAAACGCCUGCAGAAGGAGAAGCAGCAGGCAGAUGCUUCGCCACAGCCGAAGGCACAGUCCGGCCCUAACGGCAACCAACCAUCGCCAGCCCAAAGCACACCGAACAAUGCCCCCAGCUCAUCGGAGUCUCCGUCUUCGAGCAAGAAAACGGUGCGCAGAGGUCGUCCACCCAGUGUCUCGUCCAACCGUAGCAGGGCCCUGUCUGCGACUCCGCCUCCUGGGAAGCCCUCGCCGAACGCCGUGUCCACACGGGCCUCGCGGUCAGAGCGAGUCCUGGCCUCCGAUCAGCUGUCCACCAGCGGCUCAGAGCCGCGGCGUCGGAGCCGGCGGAAGUCGGGAACGCACUCGCCGCCUGGUCCGGAUGAUGACGACGAAGGCUCGGGCGACGACGAUGACGAUGUCUCUUUGAAGAGCCACAUCUCGAUCAAAAUUGAACCCGGAGAACCAUCAGAGGAGACGGAAAAGACUAUGUCGGCCAUGGCCACCGACUCCAGCGAAGAUGCUCCAUUGCCGAGCCCAGAGCCAAAGCCGGACAUCUUGGAUCACGAGGUUGUGAUGAAGGAGGAGCCUCCGGAGGAAGCGGAGGAGAAGAUGGAGUGUGACGACGAGGACACAGAUAUUGACGAGGGCUCGGCCACAAGUCUGGCUGCAUUCGUUGCAGCUGCGCGAGCUCAGAGCAAAGAGGACGCACAAGAGAAUGCCGCCGCAGAAGGAGGCGACGAGGAGAGUGAACCUGAGAUGACGAUGCAGAUUGACGAGGAAGCCGCGAAAGUGACGGAGGUCGAGGAAGUCCUCGACACCACUGUCGCCGACGAAGAGGACAGCUUGCUGGAAGAAGGCAGCCUGGUAAUCUUUGAGGACGAGAAAGCGGAAGAUGUAGCCGAUGACGAGGAACAGCCACCCACUGAGCCCGAAGUGGUUGCUGCUGCAGCCGUUUCUUUGAAACAGGAGAACGAAGGCGCCAUUGCUGAAGAGAAAAGUGAGGUCGCCGAGGAGGAGCCAAAGGAAAUCGAACAUCCUGAGGUCAUUCCCCCCAUCGAGACAAGUAGGCCUCCUACCAUCACUGCGACACGUGUGAUCACCAUUUUCCCACCAGCACCAGAGCCAGAGGCAGUGAAGCACAUUGAUUGGCUGAAACACGAAGAGGUGUCAAACAAGGAGGACGUCCAUGAAGAGAAGGAGGAGGAAGAAGAGGAGGAGGCUGAGGUCGAACCGCAGGUCGAAAUCCCGUCCUCACCACCGGCCAUCGAGAACCAGGACAACAUUGAGGAGGAGGAAGAGCUUGCGGCGGAAAGCAUCAGUGACGUGCUUCUUCUACCCCCUUCGCUAGUUGCCAAGGAGGGUCCAGAGAGGGACGCCCUGCUUGCGCCAGAGCAUUCGCUCCCUGCCUCGGAGUUUGACGUCUGCAAGGAAGAGGAUGAGGAAGACGAAGAGCUGCCCAAGGAGGAAGAGGACGAGGAUGACGACAACGCCGAGCCGAUUAGCCCAGUGGAGAGUGCUGACAGGGAGCCGUCGGUGAGUGUUGUGGACCGCAUCGAAUUUGUUAAAGAGGAGUCGGAGUCUGCGUCCACGCAAGACUUCUACAAGGUGGCCCUCUCGCUCAGCGACGACGGCAGCAACUCCAACGUCCUCCGCGUCGAAGAGGAAGGCAUGAAGGGCAUCAGCGAGCCUGUCGAAUUCCCACCGGUGUGUGGUGAGACAGUUGUGUCAGCUGCAGAAGUUGAAGUGGGCCCUGCCGAAGGCAGCGAACCCACGGCAAAGCGGACGGUUAAGCGGAAGAAGUUUAAGGGGUCAAAGACGAAAUUUGGAGCUGAAGGGAAGCUCAAAGGUCGUAAAAAGAUGAAAGGUCAGUUGAUGGCAGAUGGCACGGCCACCAAGGCGCCACGCUUGAAGAAGUGCCGAAAAGUCGGUGAUGGAGAGCAGCGAGUGGUGAAGAAGCGAAAAAAAUUGAAGAACGCGGAUGGCAGCGAGGAACCGACCGAAUCUGGCAUGAAGAAGGCAAAACGCAAAAUCCGCAAGGCCAGCAAGGAACACCCAGAAGCCGGCAAGAAGGGAAAGCGAAAGAAGCUAAUGAGCAGUGCUUCGUACGAUGAUUCCGAUGACACGGGAGAUGUCGAGAGAACAUUUGCAGGCAAGAUAAAACGCGAGAAGCGCAAGGCCGCUGCGCGCCCCUCACCACCGUUCCACCACGACUACCUGUCAACUCUGGCUGAGGUGUGCGGUCAGGAAGUAGAGAUGAAAGCAACGGCAGCGGCGGCGACGACAGAGUCUCAGGCUGAGUCUGCCGACUCUCUCUUCUUGUUGUGCGAAGAGAAGGUUCCGGCAAGUCCUACACGUGAGGGUGACGACGAAGCGUUGCAGCAGCCCCAGCAUCACCAUGCUCACGGUCAUCACCACCAUCAUCACCAUCACCACCACCACCAGCAUCAUCAGCACAUGCAUCACCCACAUUCCUCGCACCAUCAACCUCAGCAGCAGGCACAGCAACCGCCGCAGCUGCAACAGCAGCAGCAACAAGGCCCUUCAAAAAUGGACAUCUUCACAUCUGUUGCCGAGGCAGCCCUGGCAGGGCCGUCGAGCGGAGAUCCAUCGGCAGCCGUUCUGGACAACACGCCCCCGACGACUCCAGACGACAGCGGCGGCGCUGAGAAUGACUCGCCCUCUUCGUCGAUCGCGGGCUCGCCGCGGCGAGAAGGUGACAACUUUCACGGCCUCGACGGAGAGAGCACCAUGUCUGCAGACUCGGAGAACAGCCGGGGUUCCGCAGACGGAGCAGUUGGCUUUAAAGAAGGCGGCGAGGAUGACUCCUCAUCGUCGAGGGAGACAGACAGCGCCUCUUCAGCUGAGCGGCACAAAAUGAUGGCUGGGACGAAGCGGCCGGCUUCGCGCGACGACGAACAGCUCCUUAGACAUGGAAAGCGGGCGAGAAAAGCAGCACGCAAGGCACUUCUCUCUGCGGUGCGCAGGGACUCGAAAGGGAAGACGCACCGGACAUCACGGAGAGAAUCUUCGUUGCCAAUGUCGUCCACGUGUGACAGCCGCUCCUGCACGCCAACGUCCACAGCAACUACGUGCACAGCCAUGACGCCUGGCAGCAUGCACAUGGGCAGCUUCCACCGGCCAUCCAAGUUCAACUUUGACCUGCCUCUGGAUGGCAACAUGGACGCCGAGAAGCGGAUAGCAGUCCUUCAGGACCGGUUAACAGAGCUCCGUAAGGUCUACAUGCAGCUGAAAGCCGAAGUGGCCGUCAUAGACCGGCGGCGCAAGCGUGCCAAGAAAAAGGAAUCAAGUGCGCCUGUGCUGCCGAGCAUCUCUGCGGUCAUCGUCUCUCAGCCAGGGGUCUGCUCUUCUCCCCCGACUUCGCCGCGGCCCGUCGAAGUGCAGUGUUCAUCAUAACGCCACACCCCGGCGCUCACCGUUCCCCAUCGCCUCUUCACAUUCUCCAUCUUUGUCCUCCGCGACUGUCCUCCAGCGCGGUGUACCAGUCCCAGCAGUGCUCACCUCGAAAUUCAUUGCCUCCCUUGCCAACAACGCCACUGGCGAGGGGUGACUGUGCGCUGCCUCUUUUCAUCAUCAGCCAUCGUCAACAAACCCUCUCUGUUCUUCGGUUUGCCCGCACAUCUCAUGACGGUGCCCGGUGUGCCCUGUCCUUGUGUAUCUAGUUGUUUUCCAAGCUGUUUGUGUUGUCCCGCGUUUGUUUUAAGUGUUCCAAUUGUGUCAAGAGCUCUGAAUCUGUGCGCCUAGUAAUCGCAAGAUCCGGAGUCUGCUGCGCUUGCCACAUACUGUAACCGCUAUGACUCAAAACUUUGAACAGGGAUCCUAGAUCUUGGGCUCUCGGUUGAGACGGGCUUGCUCACUGUCGAAAAGGAGCUAGUUUUUUGCAGGUUGUGAAGUGUGCUGUUGAUUUUUUUUGUUGCCAGAAGAAAUGUAUUUAAUCUUAUUAAGCCUAUAACCUAAAUAAUCUACCACAAUCUGAAUACAGUCAGACCUCUACAUAACGAGCGCGGAUAUUUCGAAAUAAAUUAGGAUUUUCUCGCCAAUGUGAGCGUUUUACAAAUAUGUGUUUGUAGCAAAUGUCAGAUAUAACGAAGGUAUUUUCGUACCAAAUGUGUCUUUGUUAUAAUGAGAUUUGACGGUAUCAGAUUAUGGGCACAUGGCAGCCCAUCUAUGUUGUAUCAUAAUCGUGGACUGCAUUUAGCCUGUUGAGUGUGUAAAGCAUGACUUGCAAUGUUCAGGAUCGCACUGCCGUUCUCUUGUGAUUGCGAAGUUUGUCGAAGCGAAUUGUGCAAAAUGGUGCCACUUCACAAUUUGAACCUUGAGGUGUGUGUGCAUGUUCUAAGGGCAUGUUCCAGGGGCACUCGCUAACGAUUCUACCAAACUGGGAGGUGGCAAUGUUUUUUUAAAGCAAAUCGAGCAAGAGCGACCGUAUCAAGGCUGCCCGGAAAGGUCUUAAUUGUAAGCUAUUUGGGACCAAGAAGGAUUAACAGCCAUAUUUCCGAUCGCCUUUCACACCUGGCAGCGUCGAGGAGCCUACGUAACGUUCUGCUAUUACCUCUUGAUUUGCGUCUUGGCUCGUCUUGGCUCAGCCAUCACGAGGUGUUGCCAAGUUCUGUGCCCUCGCUUAGUACGCAGUGCAGAAAAACAAAGCGUAUAUGUUGUCGCAGUUCAGGCUCCUAUGUCAGCAUGAUGACUGCAAAGGUUUAUGACUGGCGCAUUGAUGUCUUUGGUCAGAGACGGUCACAAAUAUCUGAUUGCGCAGAGAUUGUGCCUUGCCUGCUUUUGGUGUGAUUUAAAGGUUUGCAAAUUCCAAGAAGGGCCACAAUUUGUGCUCGCUCGCUACACUCUCAAGGUGCCAUAGACUGCCGUCGCAACAUUGUGCGUAUAAUGUAGCAUUUUCAUUGUGUCACUUAGUACUCUGCGAAUACGAAUAUAGCAUGAUUCUUUUUUUUUCUGAGAAAUAAUCAGCUUGACCAAGUGCCUGUGCUUGUGCCAUGCGACGCUCCGAGGACAAUGCUUUUUUUUUUAUUAUUUCUUAAAUUCAUUUGUUUCACCCUUCACUGCGCAAUGUUCUCAACCACCAGACGACCGAGCUGUGCAGUGAAGUUGGCCUGCUGACAGUGUCGGGAGAAUAUGCAAAUAUGCAGGAGGGGUGUACCAAGGGGGACAAAAGAGAGUACCGCACUAGUACGUUCGAAGCCCAUGAUUAAGCUUUGCAUUAUAUUCAUGCUAGGUGCAUGCGAAUUGUAAUUUUUAAAACCGAACUGAAUUAGCGUCAGAAGCAAAUCUAAUCGAAAUGGAAUACUUUUCUAAUAGUUUUCCAAUAAUGAACAGACAUUGCAGCUAUAAUAUAAAACAAGGUUGAUGUCCUGGUCGAUGAGUCUCCGCAAUUUCAUUGCGCGUUGUGAAGUGUUUAUUAAGACUCACAAAAGGGAGCAUUAGGAAAAAAAAUAAGGAGCUUAUUUACAUAUGGAGGGCUCUUUGGAAACUGCGAAUUAUCACCGUUUAGCCAUUAAGGUCUUGUUCCCUGAGCAACGUAACGCUCUCCACUGCGCAACUCCUAUGUUUUAUGUCUACGGGGGCCGCAGGAAUAUAAUUUAUUGUACGUUUGCUCCAGUUUUGUGUGAUCAGGUGCUGUUGACAGCUUGAAGUAUUAGAAAAUUAUUCGAGAUGUAUUAGCGUUUACAGAUGGUGACUAUACGAUUCGAAGACCAAAUCGAAUAGGGCAAUAUUCGAUUGAUUAUUUAAAAUUUUCGAAUAUUCACACACUCCUAAUUUAUGCGCUCCUUUAUUUAUUUUUCUGCUUGGUGGACCGAGAAAAAGUUCCUCAAAUUGUGCUCAAUUUGUGGUCGCAUUGUAUUCGUGCAGAUAUGAUAGUUGUUUUUUUCUUCAUGGAAAUUGAUUUAGUUUUCGAUACAGAAUUUAUGAUCAAAGGAAGUGCUUGACAGAUCACUAGUGUUGCCAGCCGCAUUUUCUUCUUUUAAUGUUCUGUCAACACGAUAUGCAUGUCACAUAUUGAACUUGUGUUCAUAUGUUUAUACUACCUGCAUUCAUGUGAACCUGUAUUGGUGACACUGUUCAGGCGUGAACUGUAAAAAAAAAAAAUCACUUUUUGAUGCCUGUACACAUGAUAUUGAGAAUCAUGAAGCAAAUACUGUGUAGGUAAAGCACAAAUAUGAUUUGUGGUAGCUUAUAAUGUGUCAGAAAGGUUAUUUGGAUACUCACAAGAGUGCAAUCUUUUUUUUUUCUCUGUUUUUUUUUCCCCCUACGUAACGUUACAUGUGAAACUUGGCUUGGAUGGUGCACACUAUUUUAUUUAAAAUAGAGCGCCCACUUGCUAUCUCAUCAUUGGUUAUAAGCGAGAAGCGACACGAUGGCCUGGAGGUUAUGCAUUGAUGUCUGCACAGUGCGCCUUUUGAACCACUUUUUCUCGACAAAGGGAAAGAAAUAUUACGGUGUCAUUGAGUUUAUUAUCGGUUAGACGUUCUCUUAAAGAGUAAACUGUAAGGCGCUUUAUGUUUUCAACCAUUAAGCCAGGCAACCUCUGAAGCACCAUUGUUCUCUUGCCCAAAUGUAAAUCUGCCAUGUUGUUUCCCAACAAAGGAUGCAUUUUACUGCCAUUCACUAAAAUUGUGCUCUGCUAAAUAUUUCAUGGAAAGUAGUUAUCUCAAGCGGCCAUCGUCGUCUUACGCUUUCAGAUGAUUGCGAUCUGUUUUGCAGCUUUGAUGGCAUUUAUUGUUACAGGCGAUGUGCUGACACAUCCAGAUCAUGAUGUAACUUUUCUUUAAUGCUUCAUAUACGUUUGGAGAGAUUCGCAAUAUCCAAAUCAAGGAAUUGUCCUUUGUACUUGGAAUGAGGUACGCUGUGGCCGUUGAGACAGUGUUGUCAAGAGGUUCAGUGUGACUCCAUUCUUCUGAAUCUAGGCCUUACUUGUGUGUCAGCAUCAGUGACUAACUGCUGUCAGUGGUCAGUAUCGUACAGUUAAUUACUAUUGGUGAGUUUGCCUGCUUCAGCAACGCCAGGUUACACAUUUUGGAUUUCUAGCUUAAAUAAUUUGCUCUUUUCCUAACCACGUUACUUCUGCUGCAUCCUGUUAAACAUGAGAGUGGCAUUUAGGGUGUCAAAAUUGUUAACACCGAUUGUCGUUCAGUGUGACAUGACUUCCUUUUGCAUUUCGGGGUUUGUACCGUGACAAUGGUUAUACUAGCGACACGUUUCCCCGACACUUGCCUUCUGUUGUGUAUUUUGUACGCACCAGGCACUGAUCGCCGAUGUCCCUGGUUACAGGACACUAUGUAACUCCACUUCGUUUCUGUUAGCACAGGUUUCAUAGCUUUGUCAAGCAUGUGAAGCUGGCACGACAUGAACUAAAUGUUUUUACAACUGCGGCAAGAAUUUCACGCUUGCAAACAAACUUCUUCCAGAUGCUCAAGGAAUGCUGUUUUUCAGUCAAGUUCAUUUUAUUGCCCUGGGAGGUCGCCCCCACAGGAUAUGUUACCUGAAGAGGUUACGUUUGCUGCGAAAUCAACCUUUGAACUGCAUAGCUGGCCGUAUGCUGUCAGCUUGUGUUGCUCUGAAAACGUUGAGCCAGACAACCUUCUCUGAACUCAACUGGCAAACUUGUUUGGCUUCUCCCAGAGGCAUUUCUCGUCUCAUCCAUCACGUAUGUAUCGAGGUAUCUGCGAGAGGCCAAGCGUUCAACAGAUGGCGAUUCCAAAUGCGUACUGAGGCUCAGCUUGUUGGAGGGGAGUGCAAACUUUCUCGCUCCAUGACGCAAAUAACCUAAUUAUGCCAGUGGUCAAUCCUGCAGUAGCGGGACCAAGUGGAUGAGGCCAUUCCAAUCUCUUCGUUGAAGGAUCAAGUGGUGGCCAGCCUGAGUACAGGGCUUCGUAACAUUAAAAAAAAAUAAAGCAAGGCAAUAACCGGAUCGAGUUGGUGAUGAUGCAACAAAUGGAGGGAAAAGGCUACAAGUUUUUAGUGGACUCGUUUUUUUUAUUAUUUAUUAACGACUUUUUUUUUUUACAAGUUUUUACACUGUGUCGCAUUGUAGCGACAUCUCUGUGGCUGUACAUAUGGCCUUGGUCAUUGUUACAUUUUGCAGUUGACGAGGUUUCCCUUCUCGCUUCUGUUUGUUUUGCAACAAUAAUCAUGAUUAUUAUGCAAGACAUUGAUAUCUAUCGUAGCGGUAACAAUUUCCUUUCGACCCCUUCUUUCUUGUUAUACUGAUGGCUUCAUGUUAAGUUAUUUGUUCAUUCAAGGAGACCCUUUCUUUCGAGGAUGUAUAGAAGCUAUUCUGUUCCUGGCAGCCGUCGACAAUAUUGAGUCGGUAAAGCCUGUGAAUGCAGAGGAUUUUGCAAUUCCGUCAAGCUCUAUGAAGCCUUUGCGGCGUGCCACGCCCAAAGAUCGGCCAAAGUGCAUCUAAACAUCCGAAGGGGACAAGUGCAUCGUGUUUUCGUCGGAGGUCAUGCUUUUUGUCUGUGUGUGUGCGUGCGUUUGCGUGCUCGUCUACCGAAGGAGCAUCUGUUUUUCCAGAACGUUUUCUUACUUAAGCGGAUGUCGGCAUGGGACACCGUUGCUUGUGCGGUGAUCGGAGGAUGCCUGGUUGUCGCCGGUCCGAAAAUCUCGGUGAUGCAUGCCCGACAGCUCAGAAACGUCGAGGACAGAGAGACAUAUAUUUAAGACUUUGGUGUGUCUCCUUUGUUAGUCUUUUCUUUGUUCCUGUACAUAAUGUCGAUGUAAAAAGACUUAUGGUGCAAUGAUGUUGAGAAUGCUGAUAAAGGACAGUGGUGAUUUGCGUUCUCCCUUCUGCAGUCUGCAUGGAAAAGGAACGCCAAUGCAACGUUGCCGACGCCGCAAAGCCUGGCGCAUCGUGGUGAACGCGAAGAGACUCUAUGAUGCGUAACAACUGCGUGUCUGCUUCUUUUUUCACUGUCGGCAAAUGUGUGUUGACACCGCAGUCGCAUUGGUACAGGCAACGUCACCAUUUUUUAUUUAUGUUUUCCUGUUGGAUCUUGUGUGCAUUGUGGCAGAAAGUCCACGCUAAUGUCCUAGCGUGAGAAAGUGCUUGUACAGUUCCCCAUAAUGCACUUUUGCAUGAGUUUUUAGAUGUAAUUAUUGCUGUAGCCAUGCUGUGUGUUUGUCUCCCAUAAAAGAAUGAUAUCCACCCGCAUAGUAUACACCAGUAAAAUAAAUGUUUAUCCUACUGCU